UGCAGUUAAGUCGCGGGCUGAUGACGUCGCAGAGAGAGGAGGUACGGGUUUGCCACGUCGGUCUCCGUGCAACGCAUUUACACUGUUGCUCCUGAAGCCCGCGGCUAACUUUUAAAGCCGUGUUUUAUGUGUUUAACCCGGAGAGAAGGCGACCGUCCAGCAUCGCCGGUGCUCUCGUAGCUCGUCACCUCACCAGUGCAGCCGGGUAUAUUGAAGCUGGAAGGCGGAGAAAAUGCUCUGUGCUGUCUGGACUCGUCAGGCUGGAAGCCACACAACUGACUGAUGCAUCCUCGUUCACUUCACCCCACCGUGUGUUGUUGGCCUGGCUGUACAUGGUGGCACAUUAAGGAGAAGGGGAGGACUCCCGGCAGCUGAAAAACGGUAACUGGCGACCAUGCCAGGAGGUCGCAGGGGCCCCAGCAGACAGCAGCUCAGUCGCUCUGCUCUGCCGUCCCUGCAGACUCUGGUUGGAGGCAACCUCGGCAAUGGUACAGGCCUCAGGAACAGGAGCAGUAAUGUGGUGGGUCUGUCUGCGCUUCCUCUCUCGGCCCUCAUUACUCCGGAGCCGGUCCGACACGCGAGGAUCCCCGAGCUGCCGUUGGACAGCAGCCUGCUGUUUGAGUUCCUGCUCUUCCUUUAUUUGCUGGUGGCCUUGUUUGUCCAGUACAUGAACAUCUACAGGACGGUGUGGUGGUACCCAUACAGCCACCCCGCUGCCUCUACCUCGCUUAACUUUCAUCUAAUGGACUACCACCUGGCUAUCUUCAUCACAGUCAUGUUGGCCAGGAGGCUCGUUUGGACCAUCGUUUCAGAGGUGUCUCAGAGCAGCGGCGGAUCUCUGCUCCGUUACGUGGUUCUGAUCGCAGCUCGGCUCAGCCUGCUGACCAUGUGCGGUUGGGUGCUCUGCUGGACGCUGGUCAACCUCUGCAAGAACCACUCUGUGCUCAACCUCCUCUUCCUGGGUUACCCAUUUGGUGUGUACGUCCCGCUAUGCUGCUUCCAUCAGGAGGGAGGGAAAAGCCAAACACCGGCGGCUGACUGCGAUUACCCCGCCGACCACCACCAGCAGACCGACCUAACAGACAGCCCGUUCUUUCGACCACGUGACUUCCUCUUCCUGUUGCGAGAGAACCUCAGAGAGCAGUUUUCCAGCCCGCCGCACAUGCCUACGCACACCUGCCCACCGCACACACACUCGCACACACCGGAGUUGAUUCGAGCAGAGGUGGAGGAGCUGAAGAGCGACUUCAACCGGCGAAUCAAGGAAGUGCUGUUCAACUCGUUGUUCAGCGCCUACUACGUAGCCUUCCUGCCUCUCUGCUUCGUUAAGAGCACGCAGUACUAUGACAUGCGCUGGUCAUGUGAGCACCUGAUCAUGGUGUGGAUCAAUGCGUUUGUCAUGCUGAUGAGUCAGCUGCUCCCCCCGAGCUACUGCGACCUGCUUCAUCGCUCGGCAGCUCACCUGGGCCGCUGGCAGAAACUGGAGCACGGCUCGUACAGCAACGCACCUCAGCAUGUGUGGUCAGAAAGCACCAUUUGGCCUCAAGGGGUGUUGGUACGACACAGUCGGUCUCUGUAUAAGGCAGUCGGAGCGUAUAACGUCGCUCUGCCCUCUGAUGUUUCCCAUGCAAGGUUUUAUUUCCUGUUCCACAAGCCGUUGCGGAUCCUAAACCUGCUGAUCUGGAUCGAGUCCAGUGUGGUUUUGUACCAGUUAUACUCUCUGCUGCGCUCUGAGCGCUGGAACCACACUUUGUCUCUGGGCCUUAUUCUCUUCUGCAACUACUAUGUCCUUUUUAAACUGCUCCGAGACCGCAUCGUGCUGGGCAAAGCCUACUCCUACCCUCUGUCCUCCAGCAGCCUGGGGCUCAAGUCGCAGUAGAGGCUCCUCGCAGCGAGACCUCACCUACGAACUCUGGACGUGGAGGGGAGACGGGUGGAGGUCUGCUGAAGGGUUAGUGCUCCUGCUUGGAGGCCCCGGGGCCAGACUGUGAACUCACAAUCGUUUUUUUGAUACGGUUCUAUUUUUAAUGCAAUGUUUAUAUAUAUACCUAUUUAAAGAAUAUUUUUAUUUUGUAUACUAUUUCGAGUUACGCCGGGCAUUACCACGCUGACGACAUUAGCAUGUUGUGUAAUGUUGUUGCUAGGCGACAGGGAAGUCAGGGAAUGCCAUGAGGUAACUCUCACCAAAGAUAUUUUAAGUGCAGGUUGGCCAAUCAGAGAGGACUUGGCCUCUGACAGUCGGUUCAACCAGGCGAGCGACUCCGAUCCGUGGAUGGAGUCGUGCCUGAGAUCAAUAAUCCCGAUUGUUCUGCUUCAACCUCGAGGCUCUUAGAGCUUUGAUCUAGAACCAGUAAAAACUGACCGUCACUGCUCGCAGCAUCUUCAGCACGUUUUCACUGGUGAUUUUAAAGCAAAAGUUCAACAUUUUGAGAAAUUUGCUUCUUUUGUCUCAGAGUCUGUGCAUCAAAUACGAGGCCGCAGCAGGCGAGGGUCGGCUUAAUGUCGGCACAAAGAUUAAAAACGAGGAAACCGCUGUCUUUGCUCUGUCAAAUGGUAGAGAUUGAGUUUGUUUAAUUAGAAUAGAGAUUGAAGUGUGAAAACGUUUGUUGGUUAAGUGCCAGACUGUUUCUUGGCUCUGGCUUAUAAACCCCCUCCUCAAUACAGUAAAUUGUCGUUUUCACACUUCAGUCUCUAUUCUAAUUACAAAAGCUAUUCUAUUCUAUUCUAACAAAAGCGGUAUGUAACUGUUAGAUUGAGCCAGGCUAACGGUUUCCUCCCAUUUCCAGUCUUUAUGCUAAGCUAAGCUAACCAGCAGCCUGCAGUAGCUUCAUAUUUAAUGUGCAGAGAAGAGAGUGGUAUAGCUUUUUCCUUCAAAUUGUCAAACUUUUGCUUGCAUCAGCGUGGAGUUUUACCACCAAGUGGAAUAAAAUGUUCCUACGAACUGACUUGAGAUCAGUCUGGAGGAAGAACACUUAAGCUACUCUAAUGUACUGCCUCUGGAGAGAAGUCUGCAUUCUUCCUCAUUCACUUUUGUUUUUACUAUCCAUAUCUGCUUGUUUCACGUAACUGGCUAUCUGGAGGGCAGUUACAACAGCAGUCUUUACAAACUUACACCAGGGCCUCAACGAGUGAGACACUAUUGGCAUCAAAGCACAACCAAAAAUGUAAAACAUCACCAACAAAAACAGCAGAGGAUGUUUAAUAGUCACAUUUCCAUCGGUGAUGAAUGCAGAAUCAAAGGCUGCAGGGUAAAGACUGUAUGCAUCUCUUCAUUACCAGUUCAUGUAUUGUCAGUUACCAGAAUGGUGUUACAAAUGGGUUGCCUUGCAUGUUGUUGCCUUUCUGUUAAGUCACACCAGGCUAAAAUCCUUUUUUACUCAAGUGGGUUCCUCCUUUUAUGAGCCUCCUCUCACCGAUCUUAAAAAAUAACGAUAUUUUCUGUGCGGUCAUGAAUUGGCCGCUUCAGUCAAGGUUUUUCUUCUUUUUUUUUUUGAGUGAUGAGGUGGAGGAAAACACUUUUCAGAUGAGCCAAUGUGUGCACAUCUGGAUCACCUGUGCUGCUCUGCUCUUCUGAAGAAGUGUGAGGAGUCUCUCGAUUACACAUAAAUGCCAUAAACGUGCCCAUCGUUCUGCUUUGUCUGCAAACUCUGCCCUUAAAUCAGCUCUCUGGUGCUUCUGUGUUGUUUCUGGUCAUUUUCCUCAUGAAUGUAGCAAAUCUUUCAACUGAAUGUUGCUGUUGACAUGAAUUGUCAUGUUUUUGAAUUUGGUAGCCUCCGAUUGAGCGCCAUCACAGAAAUUUCAUUUUUUUUUUGUUAGUGUUUGUACUCUUAUGUCAAACUUUAACUCGCCCUUAUCUCAAUGACGCAGAAAGACGACAUAUUUAAGUUUGCUUUAAAGUUCUUACUUGAAUGUUACGUUUUUGCUCAAGUGACGCAUUCAGUCUGCCUUCUUUGUUGUGGUAAAACCCACAUGUUCACCGCUGAUGAAGAGGAAUGAGAUUUGAAAAGAUUUUAGGUUCACCUCUUGACCACAUUGCCCUGAGGUUUACUUGAUCUUCCUCUAGCGUACAGGUGUUAAUUAGAACUGAUUCCGAUGAUGUCGAUCUGUGUCCGUUGUCAAAUCGGGUGGCCGAGUUUGUUUUCUAUGUGCCAUAUCCCAGGAUGCAGUUUCAGAGUGGUGGUUUAGUGGUGCUGGAGAAGUCUUUGGAGUUGGUCCUCAUAUUUCAGCUUUUUACACUGUUCAGUUUACCCACAGCAUUUAUAAAAAUGCCUUUUGACAUCCAAAAUAAAACAAAUGGCGUUUAAACAGAGA
This is a messenger RNA of Anarrhichthys ocellatus (wolf-eel), 4311 nucleotides long. RefSeq names its product transmembrane protein 39A (gene tmem39a). The transcript is spliced from 9 exons. The coding region runs from base 395 to 1879 and encodes 494 amino acids. Gene Ontology annotation, cellular component: endoplasmic reticulum membrane. The record is from RefSeq and is a predicted model, not a curated record. NCBI's taxonomy places the organism in Eukaryota, Metazoa, Chordata, Actinopteri, Perciformes, Anarhichadidae. Gene Ontology annotation, biological process: negative regulation of autophagosome maturation; negative regulation of autophagosome assembly.